Messenger RNA from Tribolium castaneum (red flour beetle), 1761 nucleotides. RefSeq names its product potassium voltage-gated channel subfamily H member 2. The record is from RefSeq and is a predicted model, not a curated record. Gene Ontology annotation, molecular function: voltage-gated potassium channel activity. Gene Ontology annotation, cellular component: HCN channel complex. Gene Ontology annotation, biological process: potassium ion transmembrane transport; regulation of membrane depolarization; sodium ion transmembrane transport. The transcript has a single exon. Bases 1 to 1761 code for a protein of 586 amino acids. Lineage: Eukaryota; Metazoa; Arthropoda; Insecta; Coleoptera; Tenebrionidae.
AUGGCAGAAAAGCACUUCCGACUGACCCACAAGUGCAACUUGCAACAAGACAAGUGGAAAUACAUCGUAGAUAUUUCGCCCCACGCCACUUGGUACGAAAAGUGUUGGUUCAAGUUCCGCGAAUUUUGCACAGUGUACAAAAGCGCCGAAAGUAGCACCAGAUUUCGGAGCAACCGCUCACUGUUGAAAGAGAAACUCAGACAUUUAAAAGGGAAGCAGUACCGCUUUGUUAUCCACCCGUUCAGUCGCUUCGUCAAGUGUGAAGAACUGAUAAUGCUAGUGGUGUGGUUCAUCAUAUUUUUAUUCGACCCGUUCUUGGGCAGCUUCUUCGUCAAGAAGUACGUGGGGGAGGAGAACAGCACCUCGCUCGUGUUCUACAUUUUCUGGUGGGUUGUCAACAUUCUGGUGGCCGUGGACACGUUCGUGCGCUUCUUCACGGGCUACAUGUUCUACAAGACGGAGGAAAUCGUCCUGGAGAUGGGGAAAAUCUUCAAGAAUUACAUCAGGACUUACUUUUUCAUCGACGCUAUUCCUCUAAUCACCUCACUGAUACUUCAAGUCAACAUGAAAAAAAUACCAGUUAGAACACAAGUGUUGGUCAUUCAGAUCAAGAUGUUGCGUCUGUUCCGGCUGCCGUCCCUCAUUUAUAAUUUGCGACUGCUCUUGAAAAUUCUGAAUGUGAAAGACACUGUUUGCACUUUUGUGUACAUUGGACUUAUUGCAGUUUUGUUGUUGCAUUGGUGGACUUGUUUGGUGGCUUUAAUUCCGAUCACGCGUCAGUUGUACAACUUACCUGCAACUUCGUGGGUUCAAGGUUACAGGGAGGAACUCGAAUUUUUGAAAAUCUUUGAUUCGAAAAUCAAAAACCAGAGUUACGUCAGUGACUAUCUCACACACAUGCAGAUGGUCUUGUGUCAUUUUUACGGCGCUGGGAAGGGGGCUUACGCCGUCAACGACCCUUUCGAACGCAUCAUUUUCUCCCUAAUCCUCAUCUCAGGUCUAGUAUUCAGUAUCUUGACUUUGGCAAAUGUGCUUCAAACUUUCGGCACUGUCAACAUAUCGGAGGCAAAGUUCGAAGAGUUUCACUACCAAACCCAGGAAUACAUGACCAAGAGCCGGUUCUCACACAAGUUGAGACGGAGAGUCAACAAGUACUUGGAUUACAAGUACGCUAAGAGGUUCUUCCACGAAGACAAGAUUCUGAACACGCUGUCCGAGCACCUUCGGAUGGAAGUUCUUCUUUACAGUUGUAAAAAUCUGGUCGAACACGUGCAGAUUUUCAGAGGGUUGUCGCGUAGUGCGGUUGGGUGUAUUUUGGCCCUUUUGAAGCAGGAGAUUUAUUUGCCGAAAGAUACGGUCAUGUCGACGGACAAAGACGGGGGGAAGUUGUUUUUCGUCCUUUACGGCACGUGUCUGGUUAAUAUGUUGGGGGGGCAGGAGUUUGGGCACAUUGAAGAUGGGCACCAGGUUGGCGAGAUAAGUUUUUUUGAAAGUUUGCCCAACGUACGAGUGAUCUAUAAGGUGGUGGCGGCGGAAACGUCCGAAGUUUAUUGUUUGGAGGAGAAGGAUUUGCAUUAUUGUUGCUUGAGGUAUCCGGAAAUUAUCCUCAAGCUGCAGACUAUAAUGGACCAGGACCAGACAAGGUUGUUCCAACAAAUUAGUUUAGUGGAACCGACUUAUUCGGAUGUGGACGUUGCGGAUAUUUUGACCGAGUUGAGGGAGGGACGAAUUAUCUCACGGGGGAGGAAAAGGAACGAAUGA